GAGAGACAGAGCGUGAGCUGGGGAUGGUCAGAGAAAGAGGGAGACACAAAAUCCGAAGCAGACUCCGGGCUCCGAGCUGUCAGCACAGACCCGACGUGGGGCUCGAACUCCCAAACUGUGAGAUCAUGACCCGACCAAAGUCGGAGGCUUAACUGUCUGCGCCACCCAGGUGCCCCUGGUUGGUGUAAUUUCUUAAUUAAACUGCAUUCCCCUGCCCCCCUGGAUUGUGCUGCCUGGAUCCAGACAGCAUUUAUGAGUGCCUUCUGUAUGCCCCACACUGGGCUAAGUGCUUGCUAGGCAUCAUCUUGUGUAACCCUCACAGAGACCUGAGAGUAGAUAGCAUUAUCCCCCUUCUCAGGUGGGGAUACUGAGGGUCAGGGAGAGACAGGUUUCAUCACUGCAGGACAUAGCACAGGAGGAAGGGGUUUAACUGCAGGACGGGGUUUUAAGUCGCACUGGCGUGACAGACCUUGGGACAGAUCAUUUAAGGGAGGCUGUGGAAUUGGCUCUUCUGGUACGCGAGUUCAGAAAUUCAGAGGUGCAGGGUUCUGAAGACAUGUGCCCCUGGAGGGAGGGCCAGGGGACACAAAGGGAGACCCAAAGCCAAUGUAAGGGGCAAAUCCUAACUUUAGGAGAGAUUGGAGAAGGGAUCGGCAUUGUCCCCAGCAUCCCCAGCAGAACUGUGACCUGGAAAGGUCCCAGAGGAAGCCCACAGAGGAGCCACCCGCCCCCGUCCCCUCCCCGGCUCCUGAUUUUGGCAGGACUGUUGUUUUCACUAGUGUUUUCCAAUAACUUUGCACCUUGGCAGAAACCGGGUCCAGUGACUUCUGCCUGUAAUUGGCACAGGCUGCUUCCAGUUCUGGUGUGGGUAAGCGGGCCACUUGCUUUGCGCUUAUAACCCCUUCCCCCACCUGUACCUCAUCCCGCCCCACACACAUGAAGAGCGAAGGAUCUGACCCGGCCGUCCUGGGGUGUGCUGUGUGUAAAAAUACAUGGGGUUGAGCCAUUUCCUGCUGCUUCCGUUCUUGCAUGGCGAUAAGACACAGGGGACUCAGCUGUGGACAGAGAGGUCCUCCAGCAGCUGGGGUUGGGGGGGGGGGGGGCGGCCCUGGGAGAGCAGGACUCCAGGCCCGCCUGCUUUCUUCUGACCCCGCGGUUUCUCAUCUUUCCUAUCUCCUGGGACCUUUCCUUCCUUUCACCCCGACCCCCCAACCUUUCUCGGCUUCUCUUCUCCUUUGUGCCACCCUCAUGCGCUUGGGAAGCCUGCCUGCUGCUUGGAAAGGGACCGUCUGCUCCGUCCUGCACAUUUGCCCCCUCCUGAGCUAGGCCCUGGUACCUUCAGGCCCCCAGACUGGUCUCUGCUGCCCUUGGCCCCCAGGGGUUGCUCCUGGGACUUGAGUCCUCAGGACCUGGCCAGCACGGUGGGUGGGGCUGUGCUCCUCUCCCGCAUCUGAGAGAGCGUCUGGGAGAGCGGGCAGGGCCGGGUGCUCCUGCCGUCAUGAAGCGGAAGAGGUUGCUGACGACUCAGGAGAGCUGGAAGGUUGAGAAGGGAGACCUUGUGGCCCUGAGCCUCCCCGGCGGCCCCGGCCACGGUGACGCCGACGGUCCCGUCAGCCUGGACGUGCCAGACGGGGCCCCCGACCCCCAGCGGACCAAGGCUGCCAUCGACCACCUGCACCAGAAGAUCCUGAAGAUCACCGAGCAGAUCAAGAUCGAGCAGGAGGCGCGGGACGACAACGUGGCCGAGUACCUGAAGCUGGCCAACAAUGCAGACAAGCAGCAGGUGUCGCGCAUCAAGCAGGUGUUCGAGAAGAAGAACCAGAAGUCGGCCCAGACCAUCGCCCAGCUGCACAAGAAGCUGGAGCACUACCGCCGGCGCUUGAAGGAGAUAGAGCAGAACGGGCCCUCGCGGCAGCCCAAGGACGUGCUGCGGGACAUGCAGCAGGGCCUGAAGGACGUGGGCGCCAACGUGCGCGCGGGCAUCAGUGGCUUCGGGGGCGGCGUGGUCGAGGGCGUCAAGGGCAGCCUCUCGGGCCUCUCGCAAGCCACCCACACCGCGGUGGUGUCCAAGCCCCGGGAGUUCGCCAGCCUCAUCCGCAACAAGUUUGGCAGCGCCGACAACAUCGCCCACCUGAAGGACCCUCUGGAGGACGGGCCCCCCGAGGAGGCGGCCCGGGCGCUGAGCGGCAGCGCCACCCUCGUGUCCAGCCCCAAGUACGGCAGCGAUGACGAGUGCUCCAGUGCCAGCGCCAGCUCGGCCGGGGCGGGCAGCAACUCCGGGGCUGGGCCGGCGGGGGCGCUAGGGAGCCCCAAGUCGAACACGCUGUACGGGGCCCCCGGAAGCCUGGACGCUCUGCUGGAGGAGCUGCGGGAGAUUAAGGAGGGACAGUCCCACCUGGAGGACUCGAUGGAGGACCUCAAGUCUCAGUUGCAGAGGGACUACACCUACAUGACCCAGUGUCUGCAGGAGGAGCGCUACAGGUACGAGCGGCUGGAAGAACAGCUCAAUGACCUGACCGAGCUUCACCAGAAUGAAAUGACCAACCUGAAGCAGGAGCUGGCCAGCAUGGAGGAGAAGGUGGCCUACCAAUCCUACGAAAGGGCUCGGGACAUCCAGGAGGCCGUGGAGUCCUGCCUGACCCGCGUCACCAAGCUGGAGUUGCAGCAGCAGCAGCAGCAGGUCGUGCAGCUGGAGGGCGUGGAGAACGCCAACGCGCGGGCUCUGCUGGGCAAGUUCAUCAACGUGAUCCUGGCGCUCAUGGCCGUGCUGCUGGUGUUCGUGUCCACCAUCGCCAGCUUCAUCACGCCCCUCAUGAAGACACGCCUGCGCAUCACCAGCACCGCCCUCCUGGUCCUCGUCCUCUUCCUCCUCUGGAAGCACUGGGACUCCCUCACCUACCUCCUGGAGCACGUGCUGCUGCCCAGCUGAGCGGCCAGCCCACCCCUGCCCCGUGCUCCCCCCGGCCCCGAGAUGGCCACGCUUCUCCAGGAGGGACCCGGGGACCCCCGAGUCCCUUGAACUUGUUCGUGUGUCUGGUUUGGCCUCUUGCCCAAACUGUCCAUUCCAGCAGCUCCUGCCCCCUUCUCUGUUCUUGCUUCUGUCUGACGCCUUCUCCCUGUUGGCCUGAAGGGAGCCUCAAGCGCAGCCCUGGCCGGGCACAGCGAGGACAUCCGGGGCCAAAUGGAGCAGAGGAGGACACCGGGAUGGACCGUUCUGAUUAUUUACAGUCACACAAGGACUUCUCCCAGCGGACUCAGGAUGCAGCAAGUCAGGAGGGUCAAGAAGAGGAGCAGGAGAGGGCCACGCCCCAUCCUUCCAGGGAAGAGCCCAACCUGGAGGCAUCCACAGUUCCUUCCUGCGGAGACGGUCAGGGUGAAGGCCAGACGGCAAGCCGGGGGUGGGGCUCUGCUGGCCUCAGAGAAUGCCAGGGAGAGAAGGCAGGUCCCCCCAGCCUCUGGGCACCUGCUGGGCCAGAGGGCAGGCUCGGUCCACCCCUGGUUCCUCCAGAGCUGGUUUGAGGCUCACUUCUGGGCUGGGCCCUUCCCGGGAUAUGAAGGACGCAGGCUCUGGAGGCCAGGUGGAGUACAGCUUUUGGACUUGUGUUUUCCCUGUUGUUCUUUCUGCCUGUCACUGGAUCUGCUCUUUUCAGGGAAACAGGCCCCAGGGGCCCCCCGAGCCUCAGCCUAAGCCCUUAGGCCUCUGGGAGCAUGUUGGGUUCUAUUUAUUUAUUUAUUUGUUUGUUCCUUUGUACCUUGUCCCCCCUGAGCUCCAGGGAGAGGGAGAGGCCCUGCCCCUGUCCUCUCUCGGAAGCCAGGGCCUUCUUCUUGGCUGUUGGGCACUUCCGUACCAUUUCGCCUCUGGAUAAUCCUGGCUAGGGGAAUGGGGGCGAAGCCACCCAGCCCCACUCUCCCAAAGCACCCCUCAGCCAGGACGGGAGGAGCAUAGCCUCUCUUUUAUACAUCUGUUUAUUUUGUAUGUGUGUAUUUGUGUGGAGGAGGUUGUUUGUUGCUUUAUUUUUUUAAGGCUCUGGAGUGUUGUGUAUGGUUUCUCUUCACAUCCCAGCCUUCCCACGGGCACUUCCAAGAAAAGAGGGCAUUUCUCGCAAAACAAAAGAGAAAUCCCUUAGAGCGGAGGAGGGUAGUGCCUGUCAGCUGUGGUGGACCUUCCUGAAAAAUAAAUAUCCUCUAAAUUUUCAAAGCA
This is a messenger RNA of Neofelis nebulosa (Clouded leopard), 4201 nucleotides long. RefSeq names its product transmembrane and coiled-coil domain family 2 (gene TMCC2). NCBI's taxonomy places the organism in Eukaryota, Metazoa, Chordata, Mammalia, Carnivora, Felidae. The record is from RefSeq and is a predicted model, not a curated record. Gene Ontology annotation, cellular component: endomembrane system. Gene Ontology annotation, biological process: amyloid precursor protein metabolic process. Bases 1499 to 2929 code for a protein of 476 amino acids. The transcript has 4 exons.